This is a messenger RNA of Salpingoeca rosetta, 6914 nucleotides long. RefSeq lists its product as uncharacterized. Gene Ontology annotation, biological process: immune response-regulating cell surface receptor signaling pathway; inflammatory response; defense response to protozoan. Bases 1 to 6807 code for a protein of 2268 amino acids. The record is from RefSeq and is a predicted model, not a curated record. Gene Ontology annotation, molecular function: protein binding; antigen binding; carbohydrate binding. The transcript is spliced from 9 exons. NCBI's taxonomy places the organism in Eukaryota, Choanoflagellata, Craspedida, Salpingoecidae. Gene Ontology annotation, cellular component: external side of plasma membrane; CD40 receptor complex.
AUGGCCACCUCUGUCCUUGCUGUCCUUCUUGCCGUUUUGGCGCUCCUGUCCGGUGGUGCGCUGCCACGGACGUGCUUUGCGGCUGCACCAUGCACGCCCGCACCGUGCGUGACCUAUGACGCGAGCGGCACGCUCAUUGGUGGUGAAUCGACGCUCACCAUCGAGUGGAACGUCGAAGCAGGCCUCCCAAACAUCUUCAUUGUCCUGGGGAGCUUGGACCAAGACGGCGGUACAGUGCAACGGUUCCUCUCGGGCGAGGUUGUUCUCAACCAUACCCUCGCCAGCCCAGCCACCACUGGCUCUUACAACUGGGAUAUCCCGUACAUCGCAGAGGACAACUUGCAAAUCCUGCUGCAGAUUGCACCAGACAACACCAGGGCCAGCUCCUUUGUCAGCGGCGACACCUUCUCCACUGAAUUUCCACCAUUCGCCGUUACAAGUCCGCGUGCGUACUCGUUCUUGAUCCCUGGCGAAGAUGUAACUAUCAAAUGGCAGAACUUUGAUGGGAAUGAUGUGAAGAUUCAAUUGGUGUUUCGCACGUCCGAGGGCGAUCUUGCGUACCCCUACUCAUUAUUUGGGGAUGAAAGCACGCCAAAUUCUGGAUCUGCUACAUACACGGUCCCUUCAAUCGCCAACAACUAUCCUCAACCACUUCUGUACACGCACAACAUCUAUGUGAAAGAAGUCGACGGCGGAACGGACGACUUCUUCCUCGGACCCCUCUUCGUUCCAGCCGUCGGAUAUAGUUUUGCAGGAUCGGUCGGCACCACUGGUCGUGCAGUUCAAGGAACCAACAUUACCGUGGCCUAUACCAUCGUCAACUUUGCCGAUGAGGAGGUUGCCGUCGCUGUCAGCAAUGCGAUGUCGGGUGAACACAUCAUUGGAGCUGUGCAAAAUGGAUUCACGUUCGACGAAUCACCAGCGUCAACACCUUACUCUGCCGCCGUUGGAAUCUUGCUGAACAGACGAGCGCCCACGGGCACUGUGACUGUUCGGCUGUAUGUGGAGCGGGUGCCGGCCAUCUCGGCGUCGCGCCAGAUCACGGUGCUGCCGCCCUGUGAGCCGGGCACCUUCUACAACGACACAGACGUGACGUGCAACGCGUGCCCUCCCGACACGUUCACAGACACCAUCAACCAGGACGCAUGCCAGCCACACUCGACGUGCCCUGAUGGCUGGGUUGUGGCCGCAGCCGGCACCAGCACCGCAGACACCCUGUGCGUCGACCCAGCCAUCACCCUGCCCAUCAGAAUGGCAGCUGCAGCACCACCCGGUCUCCUCGUUGCAGCUUCACCCUCAGACACAACCUCCGUCAGCGAUAACACGACAGUCACGUCGCGCUCGCUGCUCACAGUCGCUGCGCGUGAUUCUCCCGUGUCCAUCCACUCAGCGCUCGGCGACAAGCAGGCAACAGCCUCCAUCACAGGCACCGCCAUCACAACAACUGCACCAACAGCCACGCGCGUACGUGCUGUGCUGCUGGGCGAGCCCGGCCUUUCCCACAGCCGCCAGCCAUCGCAGCCCGCAGUCGUGCUGCCCCAUGACGCGGCGGUGAAGGUGCUGCUGUUUGCACUAGAUGGCCGCGGCCUCGCCAUGCAAGAUGCAGAGUGCCACGUGCGCAUUGAGGACAACGCACAGCAGCUCACGGCCGUCACAGCCAUGUGCACCACGUCCUCAUCGUCACCCACGCCGUCGUGCACAGCAACACUGACGCUGCCUUCCUCCUACUUCACGGCCGUGGCACGAGAUCACGCUGACCGCCGCUCGUGGCAGCUGCGUGUCACGUCCCUAGACGCCAACACUCUGCAGGUCCAGUCCGUCACGGGCGGCAGUGGAUGGACGGUGACUGCAUCGUCGCUGCCCUCGCGUGAUGUUGCUGUGCUUGGCGUUCGCGCCAUCGAGCAGGGUGGUGGUGGUGGUAGUGCUGGUGCUGAGGAGAGUGCGCUGUUCACGGCAGAUGUGCUGGUCGGUGCAAUGGCUGCGCGUGACGUCGUGUUGAACGUUAGUGUUGUGGAGGCGUUUGAUUCGAGCGGACAGCCAGUCCUCUCGGGCACGGCGCCGCUGGUUGUCGCCAGCAGCAACCCCAACCCAACUGCACACCGCACCUCCACUGUCUCGCUGACGACCUAUAAUGAAGCCGACGUCGUUGCACUCCACGCGUUCCCAUCGAUGCGCACGGCUGGUGCACCGCCCACAACCGCCCCGCUCUCCAACGUCCUGCUCAACACGGCCGCCCUCAACCCAGACAACGCAGCACUGCAGCACCCGUUGACUGUCAGCGCGUACAGCGCCAGCGGCAGUGGCACCACACUAUCACCGUCGACGUCGCUCGUGUGCUCCUCAAGUGCACCAGAGGCGCUGCAAGUUGAUGCCAGCUGCGGGUAUGUGCACUUCACUGGUGCUGAGACAGCCGGCAGCGACAGUGCACAGGUGGUGGUCCAGCACGCCACGCUGCCUCUCAACACGACGCUCGGAUACAAGGUGUGGCACCCAGCAGCGUUUCGCAUUGCUAUCGACGUACAGGGCAGCAGCAGCGGCAGUGACGUGGUGCUGCGGCGUAUUGGUGGCACGGCGUUGUACCAGCAUGUCGGAUACACGAUUGAGGCAGACUGGUCAUCCCCAACAACAAUGACAAGUGGUGGCGCUGAUGAUUGGUUGAACAGCACGGAUGUGACCGAAGAGGUGUGGCCGUUGCUGCGGGGGCAACACGUGGGCGGUGGCAGUGAUGAUGGGAAUGUGAUUGUCACACCUUUGUCCAUCACAACCAACACAUCUGGCACGUUCAGGCUGUGCAUUUCGCAUCCGCUGCGCACACCUUCGUGUCUCGGUGCGCGAGACGUUGAAGCGACAGACAACGAACCAGCAACACCCGUGGCCAUUUCCGCCACCGUCGUUGCAUCUGUCACUGCUGCGACCACCACAUCAAGUGCCGAUACCUACACCCGCGUGUCAUCAUCCUUCACGUCUGUGCUGACAGCAGACCAGCAGAGCGCAUCCGUCGUCGUCCACGCCAUCUUCAGCGACGGCAGCACCCGAGUCCUCGACCCCGCACUGCACAACACCACCGUCACCACCGGCAGCCCAGCGCUCAUUGCCUCCAACAUUAACGAUGCGAGCAGCAACAGCUACCCCUUCGUGACGACGCUUGGCGGUGGAUCUGUUGCCGUGGGCCUCACAUGGUACGUGUCUGACACCACGACUGUGCACGGUACCGUGGACGUGGUGAACGCCCUUCCCGCUGUGACCGGUGUGCGCGUUGCAGGGCUUCCAGCAGCAAUGGCGCCGUCCACAGACGUGAGCUCGCAGCUGCCGGCGAACCUGGCGUCAUCAACCCUGGUUUCGGUCUUCCUGCAGUAUGACGAUGGCACGGAGAUUGACUUUACAACAGACGCGCGCACGAACAUCGCGACAGAGGGAAACAUCACCGCAACGGUCGAUGGCACGCGCUUGCGUGUGGCUGUUGCGGAUGGCAGCACGGAAGGGCAGGCGCGGCUGCUGGUGUCGUUUGAGCACACGGGCGUGACGGCGUCAUUGGCUGUCGAGGUUGUGGUCGCCACUGGACUGCGGGUUGCGCUCCGGCCCUUCCCGGCCUUUCCUGGAUCCGAGGACGAAGAAGUGGCGGAGAUGCGGCGAUUGGGCGCAUCCAACACGUGGCAGCAGGCGAUGGUCGAUGUCAGUGCGGUGUUGUCGUCCAGGGAAGUUGUGUCGGCGAACGACCACGCAGAGCUGAUGGUUUCCACGCCCGCAUUCUUCAACUACAACAGCAAUACGCGCCUCGUCUCACCAACGCCGCAGCUGCCCGGUGACGAAGGGAUGGCCGUGCAGAUGCGAGCGAGCGUGGUGAUGGAGAACGGGCUCACGCUCACGACCACUUACCUCUUCCCAAAUGGCGGCGCGCUCGCCCUGCCCAACCUCAUCACGUUCGAUAUCACCACGCCCACGGCGACAGAUGCCGUUGUCAUCGACAGCGCAACGGGAACAGCGACGCUGACAGGCAACUCGCGCACACAAGAGACGCUGGCGGUGUAUGCGGGAGACAAUGCUGACGUGAACGCCACGGCACUCUUCUAUGUGAAUUUGGUGCCCACAAACUACGAUGUGGACUUGGGCGCCACGCAGCAGCUGCCGCUCGCACCCGUGACAGGCGGCGACACCGUUGCGAUCUCUGUGCGCGUGCGACUGCCGAGCACCCUGGCGUUUGCCUCCAUCUCCCUGCAGGUCACCUUUGAUGACGCUGUGCUUGAGUUUGUGGAUGUGGCAGAAGGGAGCGACUGGCCUGGCGGCGAGUUUGCAGGCGGAUUGGACGGCAGCGGUCGCAUCUCGUUUGGUGGAUCAACGGCUGGUGUUGGGCCAGGCACCCUGACCCUGUUUGAGGUGACGCUGCGGGUCAAGGGUGGUGCAGGUGCUGGAUUCUCGUCCGUCAGCGGCACAGCGGUGACGAUUGCCGAUGGGGACGGCACGCUGUUGGCGAGCGAUGUCCCAUUUGUUGCAGGCGACGUCACACUCGAGAUCACCGCACCUGCGCGGCGUCGUCGUAGUCAUCAAAGCGCCAGCGCCACCCGCACUACUGGUGUUCGCACAUUCGGGUUCAGCAGCACCACAGCCAGCCGUGCACGUCGCGCGGAGUGUGGCUCGCCGCCUUGCGCAGUGUGCGCGGACCAGCGGCAGAUUGGUGAUGCGGAUGGCAACUGCUUGUUUGACGUGCGUGACGUGACUUUUCUGAAACGGUUCCUGAAUGAGCGGCUGCUUGAUCCAGAUGGCGCGUUUGUGUCCGCGGUUCAGGCGUUUCAAAUGCCGGACAUGGAUGCCGACGGCAACACGAUCAUCAACACCGUCGACGUCAACUUCCUCUUGCGCGCCAACUUUGGUCUGUUUGCCCUCGUGCGGAGCGUGAACAUGACAGCGCCAGACACGGACCCGUCCCUCGCCGUCAGCGUCGAGCAGACAGAGUGUUCUGUCGCCGUGUACGUGCAGACGAUCAGCGGUGGCGACGGCAGGGAGCAGGUGCCCUCUGACCCGCAGCGCACGGCCGUGUUUGUGUACCUGGACAGCCCCAACGUUACGCUGCACAACAACGCGCAGCUGGUGGUGACGGAUGGCGAGGUGGUUGUUGCUGACGCGGCCACAAACCAGCGUGGCGUGUUCAUCAAGGCGGCCCACGACCCACCACGCGAUGCGUUCUUCGUCGCUGCGUCGUCUGAACUGCCACCCGACCUCGUGCUCACGGGUGUGCCGCUGCUCAUCAGCAUUGAUGCCGCUGGCGAAACCAACGCCGACCGCGCAACCGCCGCCCUCACGUACAGCGAUGCGCCCGUGAGCAUUGCCGGCGAGCAGCGGGUGGCGUUCACGUUCCUCGGCCAAGGGUUUGAGCUCGUGCUGAACGACUACGGGCCGAGGGUGUGGGUGUCGACGACAACGGUGAGCCGCAACUGCCGCGAGCAGCUGAUGUGCGAUGACGAGGCGGGCGAGUAUGUGGCUGUGAACGCGACGACAACGGACAACCCGGUGUGCCGCGCGCUCACGACGUGCGUCCUUUGCGACUCGUACGAGACGCGCGCCCCAACGCAGUUCUCUGAUCGGAUGUGCGCCAACACGACGGUGUGCACACCGGGGCUGGAGUACAUCUCUGUGCUGCCGACGCUCGUGUCAGACCGGCGGUGCAGCAACAUCUCGGCCCCGUGCGCGAGCACGCAGUUUGAGGCCACGGCACCAACGAACACGAGCGAUCGCGUGUGCACCAACACAACGGUGUGUGACCUGAGCACGCAGUACAUUGUGACAGACGCCACGCUCAGCAGCAACCGCGUGUGUGCCAACAUCAGCGACGCGUGCGUGUUCCCGCUGCAGUUUGAAACCCAGGCGCCGACCAACACCAGUGACCGUGCGUGCGUGACAACGCUCGUGUGCACGGCGAGCCAAUACGAGACCGUUGCGCCAACACCAACCAGCAAUCGCGAAUGCACUGACUUGCACACGUGCAACCUUGACGAGUAUGCGAUUGUCCCCCCGACACCAACCACCAACCGCGUGUGUGAGCUGGCGACGGUAUGCGAUGACACGGAGUUUGAGUCUGUGGAGCUGACGCCAACCAGUGAUCGUCAGUGCAUGCUGAACCCCUGUAACGUCUCCACCAUCUGCUUUCCCGAAGGAACGUGCAUCCCAACGGCCACAGGACCAUACUGUGACUGUCCACCAGGCAUCGACUGCGCAGCAACAGCAAGAGGGCAAUCAACGAAGCGACUGCUGCCAACGUCAUCCACAACAACAACGCGAACGAUCACCAUCAAGACAGAUUCAUCCGGCUCCCCAACGGCUGUGCCGAUUGCAGUGAUCGUGGGCGGCGCAGUCGGUGGUGUGGUCAUGCUCAUCAUUGUUGUUGUGGUGAUUGUGCGACGGCGCUGUCGAAGCAAGCGGCGUGUUGCCGUUGGCAAGGAAGGCGCGCAAGCAUACGCAGAGAAUCCCAUGCCAGUGACCGUGCGGUCUUCUGGCGAGGGCGAUUACGACGUGGUUGAGGCGGUCUAUCCCAAUGUGAACAUGCGCGAGACGCGUGUUGGCCUUGGAGGGCGGCGACCGGGCAGACGGCACUCAACCACGAGUGACGGGAGCGACGUGCGGGGACUUCACCAAUGGAACGCAACCGUGUACGAUGUUGGACACCAAGAAAGCGAUGGUGGAAGAAUGCAUGCACACGACUGGGAUGCAGGCGACUACGACAUGAAAGAUCUCCCUGUGUUGCCGGCUUCAGAGUAUGAGCAAGUGGAUGUUGGGAAGCGACAGCGCUCGAUGAGCACCACCAGUGCCUGCUGAGGAAGCGAACCUGUCGUCUUUGUGAUCAGGGUCCACAACUGCAAAUUGACAUGAAGGCAUCUGUGGCAUUGACUUUCAGCUACAGGCGGUGCACGGAAAGAGCCCGC